This is a messenger RNA of Brenthis ino (lesser marbled fritillary), 546 nucleotides long. The record is from the annotation of a GenBank genome assembly. NCBI's taxonomy places the organism in Eukaryota, Metazoa, Arthropoda, Insecta, Lepidoptera, Nymphalidae.
AUGUCGCGUCGCGUAACCAAACCACGUCAACGCCCUCGUCCCCAGGUCGCGGAGCCAUCCCCUGCGCCCGAUCCGCCUCCUGCUACUGAACCUGAUCCUCAACCACCGUCUGAUGAUGAGAAGUCCAACGACUGGCGUCCUUCCCGACCACCAUCACCUCCACACAGGCCUGAUGAUGUCUCCGAAGGAUCGGAAGCCACAGCUCGCCCUACUCGACCCGAACCCACAAGUCGCUACGCAAAUCUUAAUUACUGGAAAGCAAGACGAGUCACGUUUUACAGAAAUGGUGAUCCAUUUCACCCUGGAGUAGAGUUUCGUUUUAAACUGGGCAGGGAUUUGGUAUCUAUGGAUGCGCUGUUGGAUAGAUUAUCCGAAAGAUUGGAGUUGCCGAGAGGAGCAAGAUUCAUUUUUGGGAUGGAUGGGGAUCGGAAGUACAGGCUGGAGGAGUUGGAAGACGGAGCAUCGUAUGUGGUUUCUUCUUACAAGACUUUUAAGGUCAGAAUUUACUCUUUAAAUUUUUUAUUCACUCUGACCAAUGUUAUACUU